This is a messenger RNA of Mangifera indica (mango), 826 nucleotides long. RefSeq names its product probable calcium-binding protein CML41. The record is from RefSeq and is a predicted model, not a curated record. The transcript has a single exon. Bases 179 to 739 code for a protein of 186 amino acids. NCBI's taxonomy places the organism in Eukaryota, Viridiplantae, Streptophyta, Magnoliopsida, Sapindales, Anacardiaceae. Gene Ontology annotation, molecular function: enzyme regulator activity; calcium ion binding.
UAGUCAACGAAUUUGGUUAGGAAGCUGCCAUGCAGUUUCCCUUCCACUAAAACCAACAUUUCUUACGUUAACGCCACGCUCAUCUCUGUCGGAUGAAGUUUCUUAGCAACUCCUUAAAGCUUUCAGAGAAUUCAUUUCCUCUGUCAGAGUUUAAGUUUAUUGAAACCAUUGAGCUAAGAUGGAAGUUGAUAAAGUUUCUAAGCCAUCCAAGUGGUUUUCAAACAAGUCGCUGAGGCUGAGUUUCCCUCGUCGCCUAUCAAAGUCGAGGUCAACAUCAAGCUCUCCCACUUCCCCUAUAUCUCGAGGUGAAAGCACAACAAAAAGACCCAACAGAGAUGAUGAGCUGAAAGAGAUUUUUCGUCAUUUUGAUGAAGAUGGUGAUGGAAAAAUAUCAGUCCUCGAGCUUAUAAAUUACUUUGCAUCGAUUGGAGAGUACAUGUCGUACGAAGAGGCUCAAGCAGCGAUCAAUGAGCUCGACAGAGAUGGUGAUAAUUUACUUGACUUUCAGGACUUUCAGCGGCUUAUGCAAGGAGAAGAAGAUGAGGAUCUGAAGGGGGCGUUUGAGAUGUUUGAGUUGGAGAAGGAAGGCUGCUUGACUCCUAAAGGGCUGCAAAAAAUGCUGAACCGCCUUGGAGAAUCAACAUCUUACGAUGAUUGUGUUGCCAUGAUUCAAGUUUUUGACAUGGAUCGCAAUGGAGUCCUUGAUUACCGUGAAUUUUACCGGAUGAUGACUAAGUAGUAUAUUUAUGCAUGUAAUAUUAUAUGUAUCACUUUGCUUAAAUAAUCAGGUAUAUAACCAUAUGUGUUUUCAUAUGAUUGAAUAUUA